Apis cerana (Asiatic honeybee) is the source of this 1430-nucleotide messenger RNA. Its product is annotated as ADP/ATP translocase 1. The record is from RefSeq and is a predicted model, not a curated record. Gene Ontology annotation, cellular component: mitochondrial inner membrane. Gene Ontology annotation, biological process: mitochondrial ADP transmembrane transport; mitochondrial ATP transmembrane transport. Gene Ontology annotation, molecular function: ATP:ADP antiporter activity. NCBI's taxonomy places the organism in Eukaryota, Metazoa, Arthropoda, Insecta, Hymenoptera, Apidae.
AUGGAGAAUCGAGAUAAACAUACAACACAAUCUGAUUCUAAGGUUGAUGCUAAACUAUUGAAUGGACUAGAUACUCGGUUACAUGUCGCAAUUGAUUUCGGAGCUUCUUUCAUUAUUUCCGGAAUUUUGGCAAUCAUAUUUAGAAGUAUGACUGCGCCGCUAGAAAGGAUUAAAUUGAUUUUACAGACACAGGCGAGUAGCCGUCAAAUAGGAAUUCAGAAACGAGCUCCAUAUAGUGGUGUUUUAAAUGCAUUUAUUAGAAUACCUAAGGAACAAGGAUUCUUAUCUUUAUGGCGCGGAAAUCUCCUCAAUGUUUGUCGAUAUUUUCCAGCUCAAGCGAUUCAUUUUUCCUUUUAUGACAUAUAUUACGAAAUUUUUCGAAGAAUAAUUCCAUCGGGAACUUACAAUCACAUCAUUUUGCCAUUUUUGACCGGUGGUUCUGUCGGUGCUACUUCCACUAUGAUACUCUAUCCCCUUAAUUUCUGCAAUACACGAAUAAGCGUAGAUGUCGGCGAUGACAAGAUUAUUAAGAGAGAAUUUUCCAAUCUAAAAGAUUGCUUAACGAAAGUUUAUAAGAACGAUGGUUAUAGAGGUUUUUAUCAAGGAUCGUUCUACAUGGCGAUCGCGCACUCCUCGUACAGGUCUGUUUACUUUGGUGGUUAUACAAUUGGUAAACGAAUAUAUUUGAAUAAUUCUUUACAAGAUGAUAAAAAUUCUCAUACAGUAACUGUACCAUUCUUAGUAUCCUUGUUGCUUGCACAAUCAUCAUCUUGGGCCGCGAUAGUUAUAGCUUAUCCUUUUGAUACAUUGGCCAGACAAAAAAUGCUUUGGAGCGGACGUAAUGCAAUUGAAUAUCCGCCAAUGCGACAUGUGAUGAAUAAUAUUAUGGCAAAAGAUGGCCUAUUUGGUUUUUAUAAAGGUGUACAAGCUAAUUUAAUGACAACUAUUUGCGGAUCUUCAGUAUUAGUUACAUAUGAUAUUGUUAAGUUCCGCUUUGAUAAGCUAAUGGAGUCAUAUUCCAAAGGAUAAAUUCAAGAUUUGAAAAUGAGUAAGAAAGUUGGAUAUAUAAAAAAAUAUGAAAGAUAAAUUUGAGAUUAUAAAUUGUUGCUUUCUAUAUAUAUAUAUAUAUUUAAAAUAAGCUUAACCAGCUUUACAUAAAUACAUAAUUGUGGAAAAAAAAUAAAUAAUUAUAUAACAUUAUUUAUGUUUAUAUAAAUUUUAUAAGAUUAUAUAAUAUAUUUAUACAAUCAAUUGUAUUUUCAUUUAAAAUUAUUUUAACAUUAUUUUAACAUUUUUAUAUAUUGAUUUGAUAUCAUAUAGUACAUAUGUUUGAAAAAAAUGUUAAAAAAUAAAAAAUUUUUUAUAAAUGAUAAUUACAAAAUUUGUAAAAAAAAUUACGAUGAAAUAUAAUAUCAAUUUAAUGUUGUAAA